GGCCAAUCGCCGCUGUGUGACUUGUUCGUUUCCGGGAUGUUUGGUGAUGUGGCUCUGCUCAGAAAUCCUAAACACGACAUUUAUUAAAGAGUCCAUUAACAGCAGCUUCUAGUCGCGUGAGGAGGUUCCACAGCAGGUCGGCCAUGUUUAGCCGGCUGACCCAAGGCGUGACCUCCGUCCUGCAGGAGUUAUCCGGAGAGGAGCACCAGGGCGAUGAUGCUGAUCCUCAGGACGGUCUGGUGCCAAGGUUGUUACCCGGCCCUGAUGCCUCCUCCGAUGUCCCGGGCCCUUCGGAGGAGAUCCUGGAGCGUCUGGCUCAGACUGAACAGCUGGUGGUUCAGCUUAAAGAGCUGAUCAGGGAGAAGGAUGGUCAGCUGGCCAGUGCCGAGAAACGGCUCAAGGAGGAGAAGGAGCAGGGUGACGCAAAGUUCACCAAACUGAAACUACAAGCGAAGGCUAAAAUGGCCGCCUUAAAUAAACAGAUCUCUGAGCUGAGAGGACAGGAGGAACUCAACAGCAGUCAGAGUUCAGAGACCUCCUUCACGCUGCCUUCUGGCCUGGAGGAGGAACUCCAGAAGUUAAAAGAGAAGUUAAGUCAGGAGGAAUCAUCAAAUCAAAGCCUGCGAGAUCAGCUGAGGGUCUCAGAGCAGCGGAUUAAAGAGGAAGAGGAGGAGCAUGCAGAGCAGGUGCGAGUUCUGCAGGCUGUAGUAAAGGACAAAGACCUGCGUUUUCAGGAGCAAAUCCAAAAGCAUGAGGAUGAGCUGAUUCAACUGAAAACCCAGACCUCGAAUGAUGGCGAGUUACAGCAGGCUCUGCGUGAUUCCCAGAGGAGGAUCGAGGAGCUGGAGGAGUCCUUACGCUCUCGAUCAGAAGUCCUGGAGAUGUUACAGCAGGAGCUCAACAGUGCAGAUCAACAGAAACAGAUUCUGACAGCACAGUUCAGACAGAUGGAGCAGGAGCUAGAGGAAGCCCACAAACUUCGAGAACAGGAGAAGCAGCAAUUAACCAUGCAGGCUGAGGAGCAACUCCAUGCUUUGAGAAGCAAUCUGGAGGCUUUAGAGAGGGAGAAGGAGCAGACCAUCAUGGCUCUUGAAGCAGAAUUGUCUCAAAGGACAUCUGAGCUGGACCAAGUGAAAGCAAGUCUGGAUGAAAGUGUUAGUAAAGGGAAGGAAGAGGAUGAGGAGCUGACCACGCUGCGAGCUAACUUAGAAGCUUCAGAGAGACAGAGAGAGGAAGUGACGAAGAAGCUGGAGGUCGAGGUUGAACGUCGAGUGGCUGAGCUUCACCAGUUACAAGAGAAGCUGGAUGCGGUGGAAAGGGAAAGAGAGGAAGCGUCGCAGAGCGAGGGGGAGGAGUUAGCACGGCUGCAGGCGGAGCUGGCAUCCCUCAGAGAAAGACUGGAUGCUGGGAAAGAAGAACAGGAAGCUGGGGUACAAGCCAAACACGCACUGCAAAAGCUCUGGAAGGGACUUCACUCUCUAAGCAGCGAAGGAUCUGAGGUGGAGAUGACCAUACCAGAAGAUCCUACACAGGUUCUGCCUGUUCUGGAAGCUAGUUUGGACAACCUGAGAGCAGAACAUCAGGAGAGAGACGUGCGGAUGUCUCAAAUCAGCGUCACCAUAGAAACUCUGCAAGGACAGCUGGACAGAAGCACUGCAGAGGCUGAGGAGGCAGUAGCCAGGAUUCAGCAGCUUGAACAGCAGCUAGCCAAGUGUCAGGUUAGUGAUGAGCCUCAGGGAGAUCAGGUGACUGACCUGUCUGUCAGGGAUUUGGAUAAAGCAGAAGUUACAGAUGGAACCAGUUCUGAGAAGGUCCUGGUGCUAGAACAGCAGCUGGUGGAGCAAGAGAAGGAACUUGCUGACCUCAGGGAACAGCUGGCUUUCACCGAGAUGCAGAGGAUUUCACAGGAAGGAAAUUCUGAAAACAUUCCUAGCGUACCUGGUGGUUCUGAAGUGCUGCCUGGUGUUGAAGACGUUUCCGAGGAAGACACAACACUGAUCGCAGUAGAUACAGAGACGUCUGCUUUGUCUACAUCUGUGGUGUCGUCGUCUGCUGACAAUGAGAGCGGCCCUGAGAUGACUGGACCACAGUCUGGGUCACCUGUAGAGUUAAAGGGAGCAUCCUCAGAUGAGAUGGUAACUAGCACAGACUCAGAAGUUGCUCAUAGCAGCUGGACACUACUGGAAGCUAUUAAUCAAGAUGCUUGUCAAGAGUGGCCUCAACAAAUUCAGGACUUAAAUGCUCUUCAUCUUUCCACCCAGUCCUGGGAAGAAACCAGCAAAGAGCAGGUCACGUCUACGUGCUCGAUGGUGAAGGUAGAAUCAUCAUCCAUGGUGAUCCAGGAAACGGUACAGAUUCAAAUUAGCCAGCAGCACGCAAACUUACUGAAUGCAGAUUCCAGUCCUAGUCAGGCUUUUGCACAGAUCCUGGCUGACGAACUCCAGAAAAAAUACAGCGAACUACUGAUUGAACUUCAACAAAUGAAAGAUUCAGCUGCUGAGUCCCAGGAGAAAGUCCACGUCCUGGAAGAGGAACUGAAGUCACUGACUGUUGUUAAAGAUGAAGCAGAGGCAAGGGCUUUAAGAUAUGAAAGAGACUUGAUGGAAGCUCAAGCUGAGAUUCAUAGAGGUGCAGAGCAGAAGACAUCAGAGAUAGAUAUGCAGGCGAAAGACCUUGAGGAGCAACUAGAGAGCUUGCAAAAGGAGGCUAAUUCCAAAGAUCAGAAGAUACAUUCACUGCAGGCAGAUCUUGACGAGAUCCAGCAGAAACUCGUUGAGAAAGAAGGUCAAGCCCGGAUGCUGGGUGCACAGCUGGAGGACAGAGAACUUGUCUCUUCUGAACUGGAGGAGAAAGUCAUCAACAUGGAGACAAGGAUUCAGCAAAUUUCUGAAGAAGCCGAGAGCGCUAAAGCUACCCUCCUCUGGAAGAGCAGUGAGCUCGAUGAUUUGCGGCAGUGUCUUUCCCAGAAAGAGCAGGAGAUGAUGGAGCUUAGUAACAGCAUGACUGCCAAGCUGCUUCAAGCAGGUGAGGAAAAGUUUGCAAUAUCUAGUGAGGUCAAAAUGCUAAAAGAGCAGAUGAUGGAACUUGAGAAAACCUGGGAUGACCAGCAGAAAGUGAAAGCAGAUAAAACAGCUGAUGCAAGUGAAAACUUGGUAGCUUUGCAGAAAGAGAAUGAGAAACUGACCGCUCAAAUAGCCUCCAUGAAAACGGAUGGGGAACAGGUGAAACGAAAGUUGCAGGCAGCUUUGGUACAGCGCAAAGAGUUGAUGAAAAAGAUCGCCGGGUUUGAGAAGGAAGCAGAAGGUUUUAAAGAAAAAGUAAACCUUGAAGGAGAUGUUACCUCUGAGGAAAGAGAACAGGAACUACAGAGGCUUGAAGCACAACUACAAGAGACCAGAGAAGCCUUGAAUUCCAAAGAAGAGGCUUUGAACGUUUUGGAACAGAAAACAAAGUGCCAAGGUCAAGCACUGGCUGAGGCACAUUCAGAAAUCCAACGUCUGAUUGAAGAGGCUAAAGCAUUAAGUGAACAUGAACAAGAGGUACGCCAAGUUCAAGAAGAUAACACUAGUCUCCAGUCACAGGUCACCAACAUGGAGUCUGAUCUUGAUGCUUUACAGAAAAAGCUCCAGGAAGCAUUGGAUUCUCGUAAAGACACCCUGCGCAAGGCAAAGGAAAAAGACAGGCACCAUCGUGAGCAGCUGAGACAGCUGAAAGAAGAGUACAAUGAGCUGCUCGAGCGUUUUGAAGCAAAGGAUGAUGAGAAAGCUAAGCUAAUAGAACGUGUGAAGGAGUUGGAAGAAAGCCUUGUGGAGUCAAGAGAACUGGUAGAUAAAGAAAAGCUUGUGAAUGUAGAAGAAUUGUCUGAGACUCAAUCUGAGAAUGUGGAGAAACCAGGACCAGGGGAUUGGGGUCAAGAGGAUUGGGUGGACUUUGCCACACCUGAUAAUGAAAACAGUCAGCAAGGAUCACCUGCUGUGACUCCACAGGUCACAUCAGGAAAUCAUGAGAAAGUGAUAAAUUCCCUUCAAGAAAAGGUAGAAUCUGAACAAGCUGCUCGUGUGGAACUGGAAAUACAGCUGCGGGAAAGCCAGGCAUCUCUGUCACUCAAGGAGACCGAGUUGCUUGAGCUCAACAAAGAGCUGGAGACGUUGAGGGCAAAGGACAAACAGAUUGAUGCUCUUUCAGAAGAACUGGAUGCUUUGAGACAAAAGUGUGAGCAAGCAGAAGCUCAUGCAGAAACAUUAAAGGCAGAAUUGGAAGAGGCCGCCAUUGUGGUCAAGACGAGCAUCUCUGACGCAGAAUCUCCUGUUGUAGCUCUUCAGGCAGAGGUGGAUGAGUUUAAGCAGUUCCUCAAAUGCAAAAAUGAUGAGAUUAUUGACCUAAGCCAGCAGCUCAGUGAGCAGAGUUUCCUCCUACAGAAAAUGCAGGAGACUGUAUUGGAGAAAGAUCAGCUGAUUGCGUCUUUAAAAGAGGGAUUGAAAGCUGAGCAAGAGAGGAGUCAAAAACUGGAGGCAGAAAUCCCUCAGAAGCAGGAGGAUGAGAAAGACAACAGUGCCAAGUUACAGCAGCUACAGCGCAAAUUUCAGGCUGCUCUGGUAUCGCGGAAGGAAGCUCUCAAAGAAAACCAUGCUCUAAAAGAAGAGCUAAAUAAUGCUGAGAAGUCAAGGUCAGAAUUGCUAGCAAAGAUUACGAAUAUCGAGGCAAGUCUGGUUAAUCUAAGCGCAGAAAAAGAGAAGCUAAUUGAAGAGGUGGACAGGACCUUGCUAGAGAACCAGAGUCUUGGUGCCUCCUGUGAAAGUCUUAAACUAGCAAUGGAUGGUCUGCUAAAUGAAAAAGAAACGUUCAAACGCCAAGCAGAUAGUGCCAGAGAAGAUGCUGAGCAAGCAUCAAGGCGUUGGGAAGAAAAGCUGCAAAGCAUGAAGGAGGAGUAUGAGACCUUACUGAAGUCAUACGAGAACGUGAGCGAUGAAGCUGAACGGGUUAGAAAAGUGCUGGAGGCUGCAAGACAGGAGAGGCAAGAAUCUGCAGCCAAAGCACGGGCCCAUGAGGCAGCCAAACUAGAGGCAGAAAAGGUAGCAGAGGAAGCUCAGAAGGAAAUAGAUACCCUGAAGGAGAAAAUGAGAAAGUUUGCCAAGACAAAACAUCAGAAGAUUAUGGAAUUAGAAGAGGAAAAUGAGAGACUUAGAGAGCAAGUAGAGAGGAAAGGAACCAAAGAACAAGACACUGGUUUGGAGCAAGAGCUUGAGAAAGUUCAGAAUGAGUUGGAAGUUUUGAAAGCUAAUUUUGAUUCAUUAGAAGCGGAAAGAAAUUCUUUGGAACAGGAAACUGAAAAACUGAAACAACAGCUGGCUCAGGAAAUGGACAAAAAGGACAGUGGAAUUUUGGACAUUGGGUCCUCUGUGGAUGUUAAGGAACAUGUAGGUGCUCAGCAUGUGAGUCCUGUUUUGAAUGAAAAUAAAGAGGAUCUAGCUCUUGUUAGCUCUUCCAAAGAGUCUAAUGUGUUGGAGCAAGAAGAGGAAACUAAGAUUGAAAGGAAUGAAAACAAGAGCUUAGAAACUUAUAAGCAGCUAAAGGAAAAGGAGGCUGCUCUUGAGGUAUUAGAGGGAAAGAUAAAAGAACUACAAGCAGCACUUGAUGAUGAAAGAAGAACCAGAAAUGAACAAGAUUCAUUGCUUAAUGCAGAGUUAUCCUCUCUUAGGCAACACCUUCAGGAGUCUGUAGAACGAGAAGAGAAGCUGAAAGAGGAGUGCUCAAAAAGGGACACCCAGCUUCAGGGGACUCAGUUGAGACUUGAAGACUCGACGGGAACCAGAGUGGAUCAGGAAACUUUACUCAAUGCUGAGCUGUCCUCUCUUAAGCAACAUCUUCAGGAGACGGCAGAAAGAGAGCAGAGGCUGAAGGAAGAGUGUUCUAAGAAAGAAAAUCAGCUUCAGGAACUUCGCACAAGUCUGGAGGUUGAGAAGGAUGACCUUGAAGAACGACUGAUGAACCAGUUAGCACAGGUAAAUGGCAGUAUAGCGGGUUACCAGCAGGAGGCAGCUGACAGUCGAGAUCGUCUUGCAGACCUGCAGCGAGAAUUGGAGAAGGUGCAGAGGGAACAAGCUGAGUUGGAGGCCAUGUUGGCAGGGGAAAGGGAUCGAGCAGCCAGGCUUGAGGAAGAUAAAAGGCAGGCUCAGCGAGAAAGAGCUGAAGCAGAAGCAGAAGCAGGCAAACAGAGAGAGCUUGAGCAGAAACUGAAAUCUGCACAAAGGGUGAAGGAAGGUAGCCAGAGCCGAGCACGUCAGCUUGAGGAGCUGCUGAGGGAGAAACAGCUGGAGGUCCGACAGAUGCAAAAAGACUGCAUCCAGUACCAAGAAAGAAUCAGUGUGCUAGACCGGGAAGCUAAGGCACUACUGUUAGGUAAAGAUGAGGUGUCUAAUGAGCUUGAAGCGGCUCGUCAGGAGAUGGCAAAGAUCAAAGAAGAGAGAAGCAAAUUUGAGUCAGAGUUGUCAACGUACAAAGAGAAACUGGAUAUAGCUCAGGGUGAGGUGAGCCAGGCACUUGCUGAAAAAAUGGCCUCCGAACAGCUGCUACUUCGGCGAGAGGCUGAGCUGAAGUCUGAAGCUGAGCGAACCCUUGAUGAGGUGAGAUAUCGCUUAGGUGCAGAGCUCAAACAGAUGGAAUUAAGGUUGGAGCAGGCCUACAGAGACAGAGAAAGAGAAGAAGAGGCAACUCUUGUGGCAAAGAACAUUGCAGAUGCUGCCGAGAAAUAUGCCCAGGAAACACAAGCACGUCUGGAUGAAUCGCUAGCACGACUGGCUGCCUUCUCGCGCUCCAUGUCCUCGCUGCAGGACGACCGUGACCGUGUUCUGGAUGAAGCUAAACAGUGGGAGAACCGUUUCCAUAGCGCCCUCCAGGGAAAAGAGGCUGAACUGAGGGAAGCAGAAAGCAAAGCUAAGGAGCUUUCUGAGCAACUCCAGAAGGAGACAGCACAUAAAGAACAACUGCAGAGCACACUGGAGAGGUUACAGAAAGCAGAGGAGCAAUGUCAGCUAGAAUUAUCUGAGGCAGAGAAAAAGCACAAUAAAUCUCUAACUGCUGUGGAAAAAGAACGAGAAGAGUUGCAGCAGAAACUCACCCAGACAGAAAACUCUCUGGCCCAGGCACAAGCUCAACUUACCUCCCUGGAAGUAGAAGCAGAAGGUCUUCGCCAUCGAGCUAAGGCUCUAGAGGAUGCAGUUGACAAGCUUCAGAGUGACGCCAAUCAAGCCAGGGCUGAAAUUAAGGAACGAGAAGCAGAAGAAAGACGGUUGUGCUUAAUUCUAGAGCAACUAGAGACAGACCUACGUUCCUCUAAAACUCUCACGGACACUCUUCAAGCAGAGUUGGCUGACAAACAAAAGAGGGAAGUGGAGCUCCUUGGAGAAAAGGAACAUGCGGUCACUCAGGCUGUGGAGGAGGCCAGGAAGGAUGCAGACAGCAGGGCAGAAAAUGCAGAGCGACAGCUGGAGGAGAGAAGAGCAGUCAUGCGAGAUCUUGAGGAGAAGCUUGGUAAAAGUGAGGAGGAUGCCAGACAAAGCAAAGCUCGUCUGGACACCUUCACCAAGGCUAUGGGUUCCCUGCAGGAUGAUCGGGACAGGGUAUUAAGCCAAUACAAGCAGUUAGAGGAGCGACACCUCCAGGUUAUGAUGGAGAAGGACAGUCUCAUUCAAGAAGCUGCUACUGAGAACAACGGCUUGAAGGAGGAGCUUCGUGCCCUUCUGGCCCAACGUGAUGACCUCCAUGCUGAAAACGCCAAGUUGGAUGCGCAACUACAUGGCUACCGAGAUGAGUUAAACCAAGUUCUCUCGAUGAAGGACUUCCAGCAUAAGAAGCUGCUUUCAGUUCAGCUUGAACGUAUCAGUGCCUUAGAAAAAGAGAGGGAAGAGUUCCAGGCCAAGAUAGAGGUUCUGGAAAAAGAAGCUUCGGUAAAAAGAGGACCUGCAGUAGAGCAGGAGAUUUUGAGACAGUCUGGAAAGGUUGAAGCAGUGCUUCAUGAUGCUCCUGGUGCAGAGCUGGAGAAGCUAAGGGAACAGCUUCAGGCAGCCAGGAAGAAGAUCAGCACCCUGGAGGAAACACUAGAGUCUGAAAGGGAGGGGUAUGCAGCCCACAGUAAGGAGUUGAAAGAGCUGCGCUGGGAGGGCGGCAUACUUCGGACUGAGACCGAGACGGCUGAGGAGAGGGUGGCUGAACUGGCCAGAGACCUGUUGGAAAUGGAGCAAAAGUUUCUAGCUGAAAAAGAGGCAGCAGAUCAGCUCCAAGCUCAGAACAAGGCCUUUGGUCAAGCCAUGGCCUCUUUGCAGGAUUCACAUGAUGCGGCCAUCAGUGAAGUGAAAGAACUGCGCCUACGCAUGGAAGAGAGUCCCCGAUCAGGAAACUCAUCAGCGCCACCUAGCAGCUCUACUGGAGAAGUGUGGAGUCUGAAGAACGCUCUUUCAGCACUCCAGAAUGACCGGGAAAGAAUGCUGGAACAGCUGCAGAUGCAACGCAGCGAGCUGGACACACUUGGAUCCGGAGAGCUCGCAAAACUUACCAAGCUCCUGGAGGAGGAGAGGAAGAAGACUGGAGAGACAGAGAAGAGGUUGACUAUGCUGCUACAGGAGAGAGAGACACAGCUGGAGAAAGACCAGCAGGAACUGGAGAUGCUCAAGCUGGAACGCAGUGACAUCCAAGCUCAAGCAGAGUCUCUGAGGAAGCAAACUCUGGCAGCUCUUUCGGAGCGUGACCAGCAGAUCCGCCAACUCGGGGCCAUGCUGGAGCAGGCGCAAUCCUCAGAACCCAAACUACUGCAGGUGCAGGCACACAGACAGGGAAGACUUGCAGAAGACAGCGCCCCCGGUGGCCCCCUCGGGCAUAGCGAGGACUAUAAGGCAGAGUGUGUUGUUCUCCAGAAGAGGUUGGAUGAGGAGAUGGAGUUGAGGCUCAGCGUACAGGAGCAGCUCUCAGCAGCACAGGAUCGCCUCAAACGACACUCCCAGGAUGAGUGGCUCUCCGGCACGCGUGACGUUCACUCAGAGACGGCGGUGCUGAUCGAGCCAGCAGAGGGCGCUGUUACUCGGAGUCGGAGUGGAGGUCCGGGGCUGCUGAGAACGCUACGAGGAGCUUUCUGUUCCCGCCAGAGGACGCCGCUGCUCGUGUCCCUCUACUUACUGACCAUCCACGCUGUGCUGCUGCUCUGUCUGGGGGGAUACCUCUGAGAGAGAGAGAGAGAGAGAGAGAGAGAGAGAUGCUUGACACUUUCUCUUUACUGUGAAACAGGAUAACAAAGGGAAUCUGUCUCUGAGAGAUCUACAUGUUUCUGAUGUACAAACAGGGCAAACGUUAUUUUAACUUUAUUAACUUUUUUCUUUUUUAAUGAAGGAAUCUCUUUAGCUAAUUUGCCAAAGUCUUCCUCAUGGAGUGUCAUCAACAUGGCCACAAAUCUCCCACUGCCAAAGUUAACACUAGACCACAGGGGGCCAUUAAAUACACCUCAUUAUGUAGAGUGAGUAAGCAUUCCAGCACAUUCCAGCUGAUUAACAUUACAGGAACGUUUCAUUGACCUGACUCCAGGGCAAUGAGAGAGGGCCGAGUUCUCCGUGAAUUUUAUUAAGGAUCCGAUGCAGAAAACUGAAUGAGAUAUUCAUCAGCUGGAAUGAAGAUCUUCAGAUCUCCUAAAGCAGGUGAAAUGAGGGCACUGUGCGUCGUUUUUCUCUUUUCCAGCCUGUAGGAUUGUUCUGAAACCUCAGAGAGAACAUGCGCUAUACUUGUACAAUGUUAAAUCAGAUUAAAGCAGCGGUCAGCGAUUUGUUUUCUUAAGUCGAACACUUCUCUUCAUAUUGAACCCCCUUUACUAAAUCAGAGGAGCAGUUUCACGUGAUGGGGACCACCAGCUUCCAACCAAUCAGAAGGAAAGGACAGGAGAUGUUACUUGUACAUCAUUAAAUCCAAUUAAAGCAGCGGUCAGUGAUUUUGAAGUCGAACGCUUCUCUUACUGACCCUGCUUCAACAAAUCAUCUGUUCAGCCAAUCAGGUGUCUCUACCUGUCAGUCAUGCUGUGUGUCAGUGUCAAAAGCUCCGCCCACCUGCAUGUGUUGUAGCUUAUACACCACCAGCUUUCCACAGAAACAGUGUCACUUUGGGAUUUAAAGGUGCAGUUUGUGAUUUUACCCUGGGGGCGGAGCUUUCUAAAUUGACAGGCAAAAUGAUUUACAGGCUGCUGUGUUCUGAUUGGUUGGAUGCUGGUGGUCCAGAUGUUUUAUUAAAGCUGCAUUGAUGAUAUGAGGAGAUGUGUUUGAGUUAAAAAUCACUGACUGCUGCUUUAAUUUGAUUUAGCACGAUACAAAACGCCUCAUAUUUCCUGUCAGUUUACAGAGUUCUUAACAAGUAACGUUUUUAAGCUUUAGCUAACUUCUAGCUGUCGUAUCAUCAUCAUGUCGCCGUAUGUGUUGCCAUAGAAACAACAUAUUUUUGUAAUCGAGUCUGAUUCUGAGAUCUCUUUCUCUUGUGAUUACUGUGAUGUCAAAAGCAUAAAAUCCAUUCCUUCGUAUUUUACUUUUUAAUGUAGAUGACCUCCUCUGUCUUUCCUGACUUCACUGUUGUCGUGGCAACAACCCCAGAUAACCGCAGCUCACUACAAACGGUGCACAUUCCUCCAUCAGGGUUUUAAUCUGGGCUUUUUAAUGAGUAAAUGUGAGAACACUAACUCCAGGGUUUCUGUGUCUUGUCCAGGCGUCCUGCGAGCUCCUCAGCUCCUGUUUUAAAGACUUUUAUUAUGUUGGGAUUGUGGGCGUGGUCCUGAUGUUAACUCUUUGUUUACCAGGUGAUUUUAAGCACAGCCCUGACUGGGCUUCCUGUUUCCUGUAUAAUGACCUGUAAAUGAUCCGUUUCCUCCUCUGUGCUUCUGCCUAGGGCUUAUUUUUUGGAAAUAAAGCUUAUUUAUAGUAA
Hemibagrus wyckioides is the source of this 10944-nucleotide messenger RNA. RefSeq names its product golgin B1 (gene golgb1). Bases 144 to 9215 code for a protein of 3023 amino acids. NCBI's taxonomy places the organism in Eukaryota, Metazoa, Chordata, Actinopteri, Siluriformes, Bagridae. Gene Ontology annotation, cellular component: Golgi apparatus; endoplasmic reticulum-Golgi intermediate compartment; cis-Golgi network. The transcript has 20 exons. The record is from RefSeq and is a predicted model, not a curated record.